Messenger RNA from Rotaria socialis, 1032 nucleotides. The record is from the annotation of a GenBank genome assembly. NCBI's taxonomy places the organism in Eukaryota, Metazoa, Rotifera, Eurotatoria, Philodinida, Philodinidae.
AUGACCUGUCGAGUGUCAAAAAUAUUACAACGAGAUCGCUCUCUAUCACGAGUAGACCCAAAGAACGAGAUUCUAACUCACCCUGCAACUAUUUGGCCGCAAAACAUUCCUACUAUAAACAACACUGAACAACCAUCAGCUGAUGAAAUUUAUUUAACAACUAAUUCAAGCUUCAAUUCCACGACCGAUAUCAUUCCAGCCACCAAUGUCAUUUUAACCAUUACAACAGUAUCUACUACCACAACAUCAGCUAUCACCACAACAUCAGCUAUCACCACAACAUCAGCUAUCAUCACAACAUCAGCUACCACUACAACAUCGACUACCACUACCGCUUGCAGUCCUGUAUUCGCCUCCAGUCUUAAUCUAGUUGCAUAUUUCCCAUUAGAUUCUUCACCGUCCUAUCUAUAUGAUGUUAAUGCAACCCUAACAGCAACAGCUGUAUCUGUAACAAACGUACCUGACGAACGUAAUCAAUGUCUAUCAUUUACGGGCACAAUUAAUUCUUAUUUUCAAGUUAGUAAUAUUGCAUCACUUGGCAGUUCAACUACUCCAUUUUCAAUUGCACUCUACAUCAGUCCAAGUAUUCUUUCCGGUACAAUUGUACAUAUAUCAAUGUUCAAAAAUGGUACCGAUGGUUGGUGUCUUCCGUUCAUUGGUUUCGCUAGUACUACUAAUUUAGCCAUUCAAAUAUGGGGUGGUACUACAGCUAAGUAUGUGCUAGGUCCAAUCCCACCGUUAAAUUCAUGGACACAUGUUGUACAGACAUGGAGUCUUGCGAACGGCUUAAUAUUAUAUAUUAAUGGUGCAUUGUAUGCACAAGAUUCUACAGUUACAACGUAUGGUGCUAGUGGUGUAGCAAACUAUCUGACAUUGGUAAGUACUCUAGAGGCAAUUCCAUAUCCAGCGAAUGGAUGUUCAACGACAGGUGUAUUGGGGGGCUUGGGAUAUUAUAAUGGAUUGGUAGAUGAAUUGAGAGUGUACAGUAGAGAAUUAAAUGCUUCGGAAGUUUGCGCAUUGGCAGAAUAUUGA